This is a messenger RNA of Bursaphelenchus xylophilus (pine wood nematode), 1290 nucleotides long. The record is from the annotation of a GenBank genome assembly. NCBI's taxonomy places the organism in Eukaryota, Metazoa, Nematoda, Chromadorea, Rhabditida, Aphelenchoididae.
AUGGGUGACUAUACUUUUGAAUAUGCGAUUGGUAAGUUUCAAGUAACACGCUUUGUAAAAUUUUUUAAUAUAGGGAGCAUGAAUACAAUGGCAAAAGAAAUCAUAUGUAAGAAAUAUUUCCAGAAUAUCCAGAAAAGCCUUACCUACAAAUUCAAGUUGGAAACGACGAUCGCAAAGUAAAGGUUCUUCUUGACACAAACCGAGAUUACUCCAUGGUCUUUCACAAAACAUGUAAUGACUCUGGGACACCAUGCUCUAACAACAUUCAUGAUUACUUAUACGAUCCAGUGUGAGUCUGUUACCGUAUGCAUUUCUCUUCAUUAUUACAUGUUUAGAAUGACCGGUGGCAGUAUUUCCUCGUUGAGUUUGAACGAUGAGAAACAUUUGCGACAUAAUCGAUUUAAAGGCAGAUUUUAUGCAGAUAAAAUUCGUAUUGGAGACCAUGAUAUCUCCUUACAAUUAGGUGUAAUUAAUCGAGGAAAUCCCGCGAAGAAUUUUGAAUGGGAUGGAGUUAUAGGCCUGGGGAUUACUCGAGGAAAUAAUUACAGUAUUCUCAUGGAAUUGAUGAAACAGUUGAAAGUGCGGAGAAUUACUAUUCAAGAAGGACAUUAUCAUCUGCAAAAAGUAUGAGGCUUAUAUUAUUUAAAGGCGUUAUUGUAGAAAGACAAAAGCGACGUUAAAAAGUCAAGUGGAAGAAUUACAUUCGGAGAAUAUGACGGAGACUUGUGUGGCGAUUUUAAAUAUGUUCAGAAAGGUAAAGGAAAUGGCUGGACCUUCACAACCGAGUAAGGGAAAGGAUUUUUAGUUUUUAUCAAACUGGCUUUAGAGUCACCGUUGGUGACGACAUAUACCCCGACGCCACGGUUGCCAUCUUACCCGGCCGAGACACCCAAGUCGAUCAAGCAUCUUUCAACAAGUAUUUCGAAAACAGGAAAACUUUAAAUCAAAGCUUAUUUGGAGAUAUUGGUUUUACUAUUGACGGCGUGACUUUCAACAUAACCAAAGAAGAUUAUUCUUGGUAUAAUGAUGACUUGGUAAGCAAAAUGACCGGUUCACUCAGAAUAAAUUUAGUCAAAGUCGUAUCGCGCCAGAAUUGACCCGAUUUAUCCAGAAUACUCCUAUAACUUUGGGCUUGGCAGUUCAUUUCUGAAGGAAUAUUGUGUUGCGUUGACCGCGGACGACAAAUUCGAGGAAUUCCAAAUAGGUUUUGCUGAGAACAAGGAGGCAUACAAAUUGAUGGGCAGUAUAUUUAUGAUCAUUUUUCUACUCAUCGCUGUAAGAUACGUGUAA